GUUGCAUUGGGCCAUGCAGGAGACCACAUCUAAGAGGUUGCUCCCCUUACAUAAUACUGAGCCCUUACACAAGCUAAGAAUAUACAAGCCCUAUAUAGCUACAAGGACUUUGCAUUGAGGACUCAGCUGAACCUGUGAAUCUUUUAACAUGGAAACACAAGAAGAGUUUGUUGAAAGUGUAAAGGAAGUUUACAGAGAGAGGCAAUUAAAUACGGAGGAGCAAUGGCCACCAGUUUCUGGAGACAAGCUGAUAAACUUGCAGUUAGUGGAGGCUGAAAAGAAAGAAGGAUUUAGAGCUGGCUUGCCACAACAUGGUGCACCUGAUGAUAAGAAGGUUACACGUACUAAAAUUCUUCACGGUGGCCUCUUCAAAGUUGAAGAAGGAAAGAAAGCAGUCAAGAAAGUUAUCGUUGAAGGCAAUGCUGGGAUUGGUAAAACCACACUGUGUGCCAUGCUUGCUGAAGGAUGGGCAGAGGGCAAUAUCCUGACACAAUUUGACUGUGUUUUGUUGCUUCCUCUCAGGGAUCAGUUAGUCAGCUCAGCUUCUUCUUUUCCUGACCUCCUGGCCCUUCAUCACCCCGAUGAGACCAUCUGUGAGUCUGUUGCUCGACAGCUAAAGAGGACAAGAGGAAAGGGAGUGCUCAUCAUAGCUGAUGGAUGGGACGAGCUCAGUGAAGCAAAUCGUUCAAAAAAGUCUUUUCUAUACAAUCUUUUGUUUGGACGUCUUCUUCCUUUUGCUUCUAUUAUCCUCACCUCACGCCCUUCUGCUUCAGCUCCUCUUCACGACCUUCCUUCUGUGGACCGUUUGGUUGAGGUAGUUGGUUUUAAUGAAGAGAAUGUCAAGCAGUACAUAGAAUCAGAGUUUGAGCAAUUCCCAAAGAAAGCUUCUUCUCUUAUCAAGCAGCUUGAGAACAACCCAGUCAUUCAGAGUGUGUGUUCUGUGCCCCUAAAUUGCGCCAUUGUUUGUAACUUGUGGCACACUUCAGACCAAGAGCUUCCUCGUACGCUAACUGAGCUGUACACUCAAAUUGUUCUUAAUAUUAUCCUUCGCAAUGUCAAAAAGAAAUUCCCUGAUUGUCCAAUUGGUCUCAACAGGUUUGACAAGAUUCCGAAUAAUCUACAAGACACGUUCUGGUUGAUCUGUGAGUUUGCCUACGAAUGCUUAUUAUUAGAUCAGCUGGUUUUCUCAGAAGACGAAUUGUCCUCUCGCUUACCCGAAGUUGGUGACAAAUUGCAGUGCUUUGGUCUGUUGCAGUCUGCACGAUCACUUCUAUCUGUUGGUCAUGGCCUAUCUUUUCAUUUUGCUCACCUGACCAUCCAGGAGUUCUUGGCUGCCCUCCAUAUUGCUACUCUACCCAAUGAGGAGAAACUGAAGGUUGUUAGGGCUCACUUUGACAGUAGCCGGUUUGACAUGGUGUGGAGAUUUAUGUUUGGUCUUGCUAGUAAACACAAUGUCAGUCGUAGUGAUAAGGUGAUCAGUUUGGAAGAUGGUUUGAUGAAUCACUUUCUGAUGGCUAUGGAGCGUGAUAUUUUGGAUGAUUGUUUGAUUUUAUGUCAUGCGGCCUUUGAAGCUUCGGACCCUGACUAUGCAUUAAAAGUUUGUAUAAUGUCUAAAGAUUCUUUAUUGUACAGUGGCUUCAAAACUCCCUUCGACUGUGUAGCUAAGUUUUAUGUUCUUCGUCAUGCUGCAAAAUGUGAUGAUAUGGUUAUCAGCAUAUACUAUUGUGCAAUCGAUGAUAAGCUGUUGAAGGAACUAACCGACAUACUUUCAAAUGCUAAUGGUAAACUGCAAGUUAAAGAAUUAUCCCUUCAACAGACUAAAUUGUCUGACAUUGGUAUUUCAGAUCUAUUCAAGAGAGCCUCAGCUGCCUUUAGAGCUUUAGAUGAUCUCUCUUUGUCUAAAAACAGCUUUACUAACAUUAUGUCGUCAUUCAUGCACACAUCUUGUACUAGCCUCACACAACUGCAUUUAUCUCACAAUCCUCUUGGAGUGUCUGGCAUACAGUUAUUAGAGACAGCUGUGCAGUCUGGUGCUCUUAAUAACCUGAAUACUCUUGGGUUAUCCAACACCCUCACUGUCGAUGCUGAUGUCAAUGGAGCGCUAUUGACCUCCCUCUUACAUUCCAUUUCUUCUCAGUGUGCUCGAUUGGAAUACUUAUACCUCUCUGAUAAUAACCUUGGGUUACCUGGAUUAUGUUCAGUUGUUGAAAACAUUCCGUUACGAUUGAAACAAAUUGAUUUAUCAGCUACCCAUCUCACUAAUUCAUUUCACUCAGAGUCCAUGCUGUUGAAUCUUCACCCAAAUAGGUUUUACUGUUUAAAACGGUUGGACUUGAUUCGCUCCAAUUUCAGUGGAUUCACUGGUACUCUCUUACUGGUAAAGUUUCUUCAGGUAUUUCGAUCACUGGAAUAUCUUAUCUGCUCUAACUGUUCUCUCGCCUCUGCUGACAUCAUAAUGCUUAUCCACCAUCUCAAGUCCGCUAAUUUGAUGUGUAAGAGUUUGUAUUUGUUGGAUCUCUUUAACAACUCCAUUGAUGACGAGGGAGUGGUGGCUCUCACUGAGUGUCUACCCGAGCUAUUUCCCGGACUUGAGGACUUCAAUGAUUUCCAAGCUGGCGUUAAUCUCCAUGGUAAUCCUGUGAGCGAGGAGUUGAUACUCAUGUGCAACGAGCACUUGAAGGCCUUUGAGGAAUCACGAAAAACCGCAUUGCUGAAUAAGUGGGAGAAAACAUAUUUACCUCCGCAAAAUGAAGAGAUGGCCUGUGUUUUCUACAAACUUUGGGAUGCACUACUGUCAAAAUUGAUUGAGGUGGCUGAACUAUUUGACCUCGACCAAACAGACAAUGCACUGGACACUCUUAGCACUGCUCCUGCCAAUUUUGAGAUCUUUACUCCAGUACAUAAUUACCAGCACUCCCUUCAAGCUACAGAAUCACUCAAUGAUGAGCCUACUGUACAGUCUACUCUAAUAACUGAUCAGCUGGAAGAAACAAGCUCAGUUGUGUUAGUUGCUGACUCUAGUAAAGAUGAUGUAAUUGCACCACCCCUCCCAACUUCAUCUCUACAAGUAACUCCAGCCAGUUCAGUACCACCAGAGUUCACUCUCAUUAUCUUAUACAAGGAGCUCAAGACACUCACAAAACCAAUACUCUUUGGGGUCAGUUUGGGCAUUCCUCAAUACCGACUGGAGGUCAUCCAGCAAGACAAUCGAUGUGAUACUGAAGGUCAGAAGAUUGCUCUGUUCCUGUUCAUUGCCAAAAACUACAAGAGUCUAGGAAUAACUUGGAGCAUUAUUGCCGACGCUCUCCAUGACAUUGAUUAUGGGGACUUGUCAUCAGCUGUUAGGGGGAAAUACUGCACUAUAAAUAGUACGUGACUUUGUUCAUAGGAUUUAGUAUAUAUAAUUAUAGUCUGCAGAUUGUAUAAUUAUAAAUGUACUGUAGUACUAGCUUUUUCAUUAAUAUUGUUGACAGAGUUUUUUUUAUUGUAAGGACACAUAUUAUCAUUGCUACAUUAGUCUAUAGUUAUAUAUCAAAACUGAAAG
Messenger RNA from Halichondria panicea, 3544 nucleotides. Its product is annotated as NACHT, LRR and PYD domains-containing protein 3-like. The transcript has 8 exons. Gene Ontology annotation, molecular function: protein binding. Bases 149 to 3376 code for a protein of 1075 amino acids. Lineage: Eukaryota; Metazoa; Porifera; Demospongiae; Suberitida; Halichondriidae. Gene Ontology annotation, cellular component: cytoplasm. The record is from RefSeq and is a predicted model, not a curated record.